AUGGCCAAAGCAGAAGCUGCGAAGGCAGCCAAGCUGUUCAUUGACUAUGUGAACGAAACCGGCUCACCGUAUCACUGUGUGUCGGCCUGCUCAGCGCUCCUACGCGCUGCCGGCUUCAAGGAGCUUCCGGACGGCGGACGCUGGUCUCUGGCCAAGGGCGGCAAGUACUACGUCACCAAGGGUGGCGCCGACGUCAUGGCCUUCGUGGUGGGCGGGAAGUUCUCCCCGGAGGAGUCCGGCUUCUCGAUGAUUGGUGCCCACACGGAUUC
Molecule: messenger RNA, 269 nt
Organism: Symbiodinium sp. CCMP2456
Lineage: Eukaryota; Dinophyceae; Suessiales; Symbiodiniaceae
Source: the annotation of a GenBank genome assembly